Messenger RNA from Plasmodium coatneyi, 1293 nucleotides. RefSeq lists its product as uncharacterized. NCBI's taxonomy places the organism in Eukaryota, Apicomplexa, Aconoidasida, Haemosporida, Plasmodiidae. The transcript is spliced from 2 exons. The record is from RefSeq and is a predicted model, not a curated record. The coding region runs from base 1 to 1293 and encodes 430 amino acids.
AUGUUAAAUAUUGUUAUCAGAUACUUAUUAUUACUUAUUAUUUCAAUAUGGACACUAGACCGUUCUGAAGUUGUUGACUGCACUUACGAUUCCGUUUGGGAAAAGAAAUUUAAUGUGCAGGAGAAGUCUAAUGCAAGUAGGAACAGAUUAUUAACAGAAAAUGAGGAGAUGCAAGAUAAAGUAAAGGAUGGGUCAUGUUCAAAUUCCUCUUCCAAAUCUCUAAGAAGCAACAAUCAUUCAAAUAGACAGAACACAAGAAGGUCAUCAAAUUCGCAUGUUGGCGAUACGCGUUAUUCUCCAGCCACUGAUAAUUAUAAUUAUUUGGUUCCUGAAGGUUAUAUGCAUGAUUCGAACCAAAAAACUGAUAAUUCUUCAAGAAACAAAGAUGUGAAUGAUACAUCCCGUGAGAAGCAUAAGAGCCAAAAUGCAGAAAGUUCUAAUGGACGAAAAAUUGACAACCCAUAUCGUGCACAUUUUGAGGAAUCACUUCGAAAAAGUUUUGAGGAACUACCGUACGAAUACCUUGAGGGUCCAUCUGACCAACAUUUUGAAAGAACAAAUCUUCAAGAUGUGGACUAUGAUCAGAUCAAACCUUUUAGCAGUUCACAUGGAAAUUAUGAGGAUAUUCGAUAUGCAUCUAUUGACGACGACGAUGAUGUUAGUGAGGGCUCAACCUCUGAAGAAGAUGAUUUUCCCAAUUAUUCAUUCAAUCAUUCCAUGUCCAGUCGCCCUAGGAAUCCCUACCAUUAUAAAGCAAAGAGUAGACGGCACCGACUAUAUGAAACUGAUGAUUAUUCAGUGUACGAUGAUACUUAUGAUACUCAUUCCGCAGGUGAUAGUGAAUCUGUAAUUUCCGAUCAUGGUAAUAAUGCAUUAGGGCAUCAUGAUGGCAAGGAGGAAGAUUUGUCAUUCCUAGACCAGCACUACAGACUUCCUUUAAAAAAGAGUAACAAUGCUAAUGGAGAUGGUGAAUAUGUUGUAAACGUAAAAGACGAUAUAAAUAAGGAAAUUUAUGACUUAACAGUAAAGCCCCAUAAUAAAAAGGCUUCCCGUGUUAAUAAGCGUAUAAAACGUUAUAUAAAGAAAUGUGAUGGAAAAGUUGUGAAACAAUUACCUUUCCUUUCUACCGCUUUUUUCAUUGGAGGUAUCGUGUUUUCCUGCUAUAAUUAUGUAGUAAUACCCAUCAUAUGUAGCACUUUAUCAUUUAUAUUCACGUCGUACUAUAUUAAAAGGCUAAAAAUGAAAAGGAGAAAACAGAAACGAAUAAAACGUGAAUAUCUUAUGAAGUUAUAA